Molecule: messenger RNA, 19014 nt
Organism: Pelobates cultripes (western spadefoot toad)
Lineage: Eukaryota; Metazoa; Chordata; Amphibia; Anura; Pelobatidae
Source: the annotation of a GenBank genome assembly
CCAGGAGCCACAAAGUGCAAACAUGGAGGUAGUAGGAAGUGGGUUUAAGACUCCGUGUAAAGUGAACAGAAGGAAGUCUCCAGGUAAGUUAGAAAAUGUCCACAAACCUUGAUAGUUAUUAGAAUUAAAACAACCAUAAAAUGAAGGUGUAGAGUGCUAUUUUCAAAACCAAUGAAUAUAUUGUAUAAGCUUUUCAUUAAUAUUCAUUGGGUGUCAGAAUUGGUUAGGAAACACUGUACACACUAAAUUUUAUGUUUUUUAAUGUAAUUGUUUAUACACCUGGCUUGUUUGCAGUGGUGAUGUAUGUUUUGGGGGAUACACUAAAGUAGGGCUUGACGAAUACAUGGCUCCUAGGAAUUUUGCCUUGGCGCAUGGGAUUUGUGAGCCUGGCAGGCAUGAGGCCGGCUGGUGAAUUAUGGAGGUGGGUGGCAAGUUGGGGGGUUAUGGAGCCGGGCGGCAUGCUGGGGGGCGUGGAGGCAGGUGGCUAGCUGCACAUAUUGCUACCGGGCGACGAUAUGAUGUCAUUGUGGCGAACAGAACCUCGCCAUAAAAGAGCACCCAGCACCACCUAAUCUUCUGUAAACCAGUGAUAGGCAGCUGAUUUUAAAAGCCGUUCUGCUAGUAAUAGUUUUAAGGAUAGCUGUGUUCGGGCUCUAAAUAUGGCAAGAUUUAGAAUUGAAAAGCACUGUAAGACCAUCUACAGUCUAUUGUUGUAUCAUCUCUACGGCUCCUAAAAAAAAAAAAAAGACACUUCAAACACCAAAACCACUACAUUUUAAUGUAGCGUUUUUGGUACAUAAAUGCUGUUUUGUUUUUUUUUACCCCCAAACAAUGUGAAACAUCUUUUCUAAGAAAUGACAAUGUUUACAUUUGACCAAAAACACAUAUAGAAUGUGUUCCUCCUUAAGACAUUCAGUUUUUUUUUUUUAAACUGUCUUGGUGUACGUUUAGUCGUUUUUUGCUUUUCAUUUACAAAGGGGACGACGACAACACUGCAGCAUUAAAAAGACACUAUAGUCACCAGAACAACUACAACUUAAUGGAUUUGUUCUGGUAGCUAUACUAUGUCCAUGCAAGCUUUUUGUUGUAAGCACUGUCUUUUCAGAGAAAAAAAAGUGUUUGCAUUGCUCCCUAGGGACACCUCCAGUGGCCACUCCUCAGAUUGCUACUAGAAGUGCUUUCCAGGUCAGUGCGGCCUUUGGCUCCCAUAUGGGAAAGCAUUGUGAUUGGCUGAGAUCCAGACUUCUGGUGAUGUCUGCCAAGGAGUCGAAUCAGGGUGGAGCCAGUGCCGUCAGACUGGAAAUAUGGUGAGAUUUCACUAUAUUUAGGAGGGCAAGGGGGAGCCAGGGGUGCCAGAUAGUGAUUUUAACACUAUUGGGUCAGGAAUACAUGUUUGAAUGUUGCUGUUCCGUUAAGAUGUAUAGCCACUUAAAACUCUGUUUUUGCAGGAGUAAGUGUACCUUCACCAUCUGUUACAAUUCCCGCUUCUCCAUUUAUGCAGAAGUUUGGGUAUGGCACUGGAGUCAGCGUGUACCUCAUGAAAAGGUAAGAAUAAAAUCUUGGGUUAGUAAAGUAAACAGUUAGACAGUUGUGGUGGUUAUGGUGCUAAGACUCCCCUAAUGCUGUCCCACUUAUUUUUUAAAUGGUUUGAUACUUACCUGUAAUUUCCCUUUUCUGUGCUAUUACUAAAGUUGCAGUUCCACUUUCUGCAGUAAUGAUAGCGAAUAGCUUUUCCGACUGUGUACAAAUUAAUUGACUCAAAGGAGCAGUUUGACAUUUUUUUUGUUCUGAUAAAUUGAUAUCCUAUAUUGUUUUAUAAACUUUUUAAAAAGUAUGUCAGUAAAUCGUUAAAACGCUUAGGAUUAAUUACCAAAUUCAGAAUUCAAAGGGAAUUUCACAUUAAGGGACAAAAUAGCUAAACUGGAAAAAGUCAACUAUUGUUUCAGCUCAGCAACUACUCUGGCCUUCAAUUGGAAAUUCACUUUAGUAGAUUUCAGUCUGUGUGCUAAUGGACAGUUUAACUGAAUCCUUCUUUGUUCAUAUAUUAUUGAAGUGGCUGUUUCAUUUGCUUAUUGGGUGUUAUAUCCUCUUAAAAUGUGGAAGCAAAGUUUUUAGUAAGUAAUGAACUAUUUGAAUAGGUAGCUAUAUUUGCACUUUUUGGUUGUUUGGAGUCGUUUUAUAAUAUAACCGAUAUACAGAAACUUCAUUGUGCUUUAAUAUCAAGGUCUCCAAAGGGUCUGUCUCGUUCCCCCUGGGCUGUAAAGAAGAUUAGUAAACAGUGUGACAAGUCAAGCAAGAAUCUGUAUGAACAGAGACUAAAUGAAGAAGCAAAAGUUUUGAAGACUCUGAAACACCCCAAUAUUGUAGGUACGUUAAAGGGUUACUCCAAACUAUUUUUAUAUUAACAUUUUGUUUUAUAACGUCGUAAACAGAAGAAGAGUAUACCCCGAAGCAAGGGGGAGAAACUCUAUACUGGUAUAUUAAAGGAAAGAAAUAUAUUGUUGGCUAAAUAAUUUACUUAGGGAUAAGUCUGGUGUGGUAAAUAAACCUACAAACCACAGCUAGAUUAUACAAAAUGUAUCCGAUCUAUAAAUACUUUAUUAAUUAAAUUAAGAACAAUGUGAUACAAAUUGAGGUAAAGCUGGGGAGUCAGAGUAGUUGUGGUAUAUAUAGCAAAAACCAAUCCCAACCUUGUAUAUUGGUCUCAAAAGGCAGCUUAAUGAAAUGGGAGAAAAUCACCUAUAGUUACUAUAUACUAAAUAGAAAUAAUAAAUUUGGUCAUAUUGGGUAGCAGUUCAGGUUAAAUUAGUGCAGUGAUUGCCCCUACGUACUGAAAGGGUGUCUAUUCUCUACCAAUGGACAAUGAAAAUCUCUUUGGUUACUAUAAUGGGGAAGCAAAAAGGAGCAAACACUCAUGCAGAGAGAAUCCAUCUCAUAGAUACUGAAAUACUUUACUGCUAAUCCCUAAAUCUCCUAAAAAAACACCUUCAUGGGUGUUCUAGGUUUAAAAAAAAAAAAAAAAGUGGGCUAAACACCCAGUUAGUUCAUUGGUGAUUCGAGUGCCAAGUAAACCCAACGCGCAUUUCAGUGUAUAAGACUGCACCUUCGUCAGCGGCUAACCUUCUUUCCGUGUGGACAGUUUUUAAAUGCAUUAAGGACCAAUCGGCUAUCAUUACGUGAGACUCCACGUGACAUGUCUGUAAUUCACACUAUUAUCAGGUGUGUAGACGGUAUGGGGGAGUGGCGUGCUCUGACAGACAGACCCAGUACUCCACCCAUCCACGUCACAGCUCUAGUAGACUCUCAUUCCCAAAAUGUUCCGUCAUCUGUGGGCAUGUCAAAGCGUCAUCCACUAGACCGCCUAUUAUGAAAAAAUCCUCCCGAAGUGCAUUUGCUAUCUUCAUUGAGCUAGGGGUUUGGGCAGAGCCACAAAGAACGGUGUUGGAGUGACAAUCUAUGCUUUGUAACUAUAUAUUUAAUUUGCCUUUUACAGUUCCUAAGAGCUUGAUCUGUGGGGAUCGUUAGAUCUCCUCCUUCCGGUCGGCACUUGGUGUGCUCCAAUGUGGGGAGGAGCUAGAUCUAAUGAAGAAUUCACUCUAGAUUUUGGGCUGUAAUGUUUGUAGUUGAUAUAUCUUCACUGAUCCAUUUGACAAUUUAGUGUGAAUGUGAGUUCGCAAAUGGUCAUAGGUUUUUUUAUAUUCAACUAAUAAUUUCCUCCUAAAGGUACACCUAGGUAUAAAGGUAUACCCAACUACCUGACCCUCCUGUUUUUUGCAUCUAUAGUUGUUUUAAGAUAUAGCUGCUUAGCUCACUGUUUAGUGAACUUCCUCCUAGUAAUUCAUCCUGUUAUUUGAUCUCAGCAGGAACUAUAGGGGAUUUUCUCCCAUUUCAUUAAGCUGCCUUUUGAGACCAAUAUACAAGGUUGGGAUUGGUUUUUGCUAUCUACAGGCAUUUCUCACUUUAUGAACUCCCGCCUUUAUGAACAUUUUUCUGGAUGUCAGUGGUCCACUUUUUUUUUUUAUUAUUUAUUUAUUUAUUUAUUUAUUUUAUUAUUUUAUUUUAUUUUUUUGCCAAUGGUCCACUGAUUAGGACCGAGGAGAGUGCUUUGGAGCACAAACAAGAAGAGUAGAAGAAGAAUUUGUGGUCAGGAGUAGACAAGAAGAAAUAUGAGAAUCAGGAACACAGUUCCUGAAGAUAAAGGGAAGACUAAAAAAACAGGUUUAGAUUGUACUGUAUUCUGUUUGUGCUUUCAUGGGCAUAAAUUACUGAUUUAUUAUUAUUAUUAUUAUUAUGCCAUGUUUUGGCAGGCAGCAGUAGUAAGGAGCAAGAGGAGGGCUGGAAAAGGGGAGAAGGAAGAAAGUUUGAGAGCUGUAAAAAUAAGAGGAGUAACAGAAAAGUGAUAAAGGAGAGGGGGAAGCUGAUAAUGAAGAAAAUGAAUAAGUAGGAGGGCAAGAGAGGUGCCCCCAUUCAACAAGUGCAGCAUGUCUCCUCUUUGAAUAGUAGGAGGAUUGAUGAUUUGAUGAAGAUUUCAAUAUGGUAUGCAUGCCUUUUAAAAUUCCUGCAUGCCUUUAAAAUUCCUACUAUGCUUUCAUUUUGUAUUUGUAAUUAAUAAUUUAGGUUUUCAAUGGUAAAGUGUGUCGGUCAGGAACGGAACCCGUGUUUAUUACAUUGUGUCUAUGGGAAAUUAGUUCUCACUUUAUGAACUAGGCUUGGGAACUACCUGUAUACCACAACUACUCUGACUCCCCCGCUUUACCUCAAUUUGUAUCACAUUGUUCUUAAUUUAACUAAUAAAGUACUUAUAUAUUGGAUACAUUUUGUAUAAUCUAGCUGUGGUUUGUAGGUUUAUUUAUUUACCGCACCAGACUUAUCUCUAAGUUUAUUUAGCUGACAAUAUGACUUUUUUUUUUUUCUUUUCUUUUUACUUUAAUAUACCAGUAUAGAGUUUCUCCCCCUUACUUCGGGGUAUACUCUCCUUCUGUUUGUACGUAUUGCAUUUUAGGGUCCAAGCCCUUUUGUGGACCUAGUACCACCACCCUGAUUCAUUGAGGGGAGGGCUGCACAGAGAGAAAGUACCAAGCAUACCCCUAAUUAUUUUUCUUUUUAGUUCCUGAGAAACACACAUAGUUAUCAAUAUUAACACAAAUGCUCUAUUGAAUAGUUAACUAGGUUGGCUUUCUACUGGAUUUCUAUCUGCUUCAGAAAAUACAGACAAAUUGAUUCUGAAUAUAUUUUUUAAAUCCAAUGUGGACUUUUCCUGAUCAGGUUUUAGAUUGCUAACAAAUCUUUUAUUCUCCUAUUGGUGAAGUUCAGAUUGUUUCCCUUCAAGUUAAGCAUUGGUUAUUCCUCGCCAUGAGAGAGAUUUGAUCUUGUUUAUCUAUUUUCCUUAGGUUAUCGUGCAUUUACUAAAUCAAAGGAUGGCAGCCUCUGUUUAGCGAUGGAAUACGGUGGGAAAAAGUCGCUAAAUGACCUUAUAGAGGAAAGGAAUGAGAAACACCUAGGCCCUUUUUCUGCUGAAAUUAUUCUUAAAGUUGCACUAAACAUGGCAAGAGGUCUGAAGGUAAUGCUCACUAUUAUAUAUUUAUUAUACACACACACAAUAUUCUCAAUGGUCGUGGCAUCAAAAGCCGUAAUGAGCAUUUUAGAAGUAGGUAUGUAAGGUCCCUAUAUGAGACCUAUAGUAACAUGAAAAAGUCAGAUGCGGUGGGCCUGUAAUAAAGAGGGCCCACCCUAGAUAAAGAUAUGAAAAAAAAGAAGGCAGAAAAGGAAACAACUCUUGAUAGAAACGACUCUCCUAGGAAUCUUCAACCGAGUCGAAACUUGGAUGUGAGCCUAUCCUGGGCCCUUUACACUGAAACGAGAUAAACAGAAUCGAAAAUUGUGAUUAGACAAUGAAAAGUAUAUAUAAAAGCAUGCAGCCACCCAGAGCAAAUUAUAGUGAACACCACCAAGUGAACAGAUCCUGGCCCAGGCAGAAAAGGAAACCUAUCGAAGGAAAUAACCAUAACGAACACUGACCAGAAACAUAAUUCUUUAUAAAUAUAAAACCUGCCAGAUAAUACAACACACAAGGGUCGGGAAAAACAAAGGGUGGGAAAUAUUCGCCUCCUGUCAUUAAUAAAAUUAAGAUUAUAGGUACACUAAAGCUAGCAUAAUCUACAAUUUUAUAACAUGACAGGAGGCUUCAUAUUUGCAGUUUCAACGCUCAGCCAGUAGGGCAAAGGCUGCAUGUUCUGUAGGCCUGAAAUAAAACUGUUGAAAUGUGUCUUCUCGAGACCAGUCUGCUGAACGUAAAAUAUCGGCCAGGGAAGCACCUGCUACCAGGGCUCCUGACGCUGCCGCGCCCCUUACCGAAUGAGCGCCAAAAGAGGAGUCCACGCCGUCCAACGACAAAGGCUAUCUGAUCCAACAAGCCAGGGAAUUGGUAGACACCGGUUUAUGCGGUCGUACGUAAGAUAUCAACAGUUGUCUUGAUAGGGAACUUCGAAGUGGGGUAGUAACUUCCACAUAACGAGACAGAGCAGAAACCACACAGAGCUUAGGAGCCUCUCCAAAAAAGGGGUAGAAAAUGGCAGAGGAGUCGGAUUUGGUACGUCUCGACACCGCAAAGGUCACCCCAUCCGGAGAAAAGGUGAAUGCGUUAAUAUCAAAAGCCCGGACGUCGGAGACCCGACGAAACGAUACCAAUCAUAAAAGAAGUGUGAACCUGGCCGAUAACUGUCGUAGAGAAAGGUCCUGAUUCUCCGGCCACGCCUGAAUGAAAUCCAAAACUCUGUGCACAUCCCAGAGUGAUGUACACUUAGAAGCUGGUGGACGUGACAGUCUGAUUCCUCGCAACAGUCUACAAACCAAUGGGCGUCCCCGAAGAGGAACAUGAGCCGCUGAAAUGGCCAAUGUGGCAACGUUAACCGAGCGAUAUGACCUCCCUUGGUCAAAGAGGUAGGAAAGGAAAUUCAGUACCCUGGAUACAGGUGCUGUAAAGGGAUCGAUACUCCGUUCCAUGCACCAACGACACCAUAUGUUCCAUGCGGACUGAUAACAUCUCCUCGUUCCCGGGGCCCAUGAGUCCCAGAGGAGGCUUCUAGCCGUUCCCGAUAGCUCAUCGACAUUCCAGGUACCCCGGAAAGAGUCCAAGUGAAGAUGGCCCUCCAGCACGAGGGGGUGAUGGUUGCCCCGAGAGUCCGACAGGAGAAAUUGCGGAGACGGGUGAAGGAGCGGGUCUCGAUAUGACAGCUCUAGCAGUUCUGGGAACCAAGACUGGCCUUGCCAAAGAGGUGUCAGUAACACCAACGAUGUCUGUUGACGUCAUACUUGGAGAAGGAUCCUGGAGAUCAUAGUGAACGGUGGAAAUGCAUAGGCUCCCUGUGCCGGCCAGACCUGAAGAAAAGCAUCCACUGCUGCGCACAUCUGAUCCGGGAGCCAGCUGAAGUAAUUCGAGAUCUGGAAGUGAACAGAUCCACCGUGAAUGGGCCCCUCCGUCGCGCCACUUCGAGAAAUACUGGUCGAUGGAGACGCCAAUCGCUGGCAUCCCUCCAGUGCCUGGAAAACCAGUCUGCUGUCAGGUUCAACACACCUGGGAGAUAUUCCGCCUGUAAAGUAAUAUUGCGCUGAAGGCAGAAAUUGUAAAUCUCCUUCGUCACUACCGUCAGUGCCCGUGAAAGUGCUCCUCGCAGGCGGUUGAUAUACUGCACUGCUGACACGUUAUCCAUUCUCAGCACGAUGCAGCAAUCCGACAGAUGACCCGCCAGGCUCCAUAUCGCGAAUGAGCCCGCAAUCAUUUCCAGACAGUUGAUAUGGUACCCUGUUUCCGUGCUCUACCAGGGACCUCCCGUGGAGGCAGUGGCGCAGGUCGCUUCCCAGCCCCAUAGGCUUGCAUCUGAUUCCAGGACAAUGUCCGGGGUCGGACCAAAAAUCGCCUUGCCGUUCCAGGCUGACACAUGCAACAGCCACCAACAAAGUUUGGUCUUGACUUCCUGUGUGAUGGUGAUCAGUUGGUCGUAUGAGGGCUUCCUGCGGAGGAAACAUGCCUUCAGGCGUUGCAUGGCCCUGUAGUGAAGGGGACCUGGGUAAAUGGCUUGGAUUGAAGCGGACAAUAGGCCUACCACCCGUGCCAAGACACUGAGUGGGCUCCUCUCCUGACGGAAAAUCCCUCAGAUCUCUUUCCGAAUUGCCAAGAUUUUUGCUUCAGGGAGACGUAGGAUGCACUGAGUCGCAUCUAUCUCAAACCCCAAAAAUUGAACUACCUGCGUCGGUGUGAGGACCGACUUCUCUCGGUUGACCACAAACCCCAGGGAUUCGAACAAGGAGACCUCGAAGAGCAUCUGAGAUUUCAGUCUGGAGGAGCCCUCGCAGAAGAGAAGCAAAUCGUCCAGGUUAUCAGGCACCGAAUGCCCCUGGAGCGCAGGCAUGCUGUAAUCAGUUUCAGUAGUUUGGUGAAAGACCAAGGUGCCGAGCUGAGGCCGAAGGGUAGGCAUGUGAAUUGGCAUGGCCUCCCUUUCCAGAUGAAACAUAAGAAUCGUCGGCAAUCAGGUUCCACCGGUACGAAGAGGUAUGUGUCUUUCAGGUCUAGACGAAUGAACCAAUCUCCUGGGUGUAGUAAGUCUCUUAGAAAAUUGAUGCCCUCCAUCUUGAAGUGUUGAUAGGAAACAAAGGCGUUUAGGUUCCUCAGAUUUAUGACCGGGCGGAAAUCUCCCGUCUUUUUCCUGACUAGGAAAAUCGAGCUGAAGAAGCCUCCGUCGUCCGGCGCCCACUGAACUGCCCCCUCGUCGAACAGGGCCUGUAUUUCGGCGUCUAUCGGGACUUGCAGUGCACUUGACGAUACUGGAGCCGAGGGGACCACCUCCGGGAUUGAGAGUGAAUGGAAGUCUAUAACGUAACCUCAGACAGUUUGGAGUAUCCAAGCAUCCGAAGAGAUGUCCCGCCACCUGUCGAGACAAAAAGUAACCUGCCGGCAUGUAACAGACUGGGGGAAACAUGAGGUGCAACUUGUCUCACCUGUGGGCAUUCUGCCUCUAUCGCGUGUCCGGUUCCCUCUGCCACGGUACCACCUUUGGGAGUUGAAGGAUCCAGAGUGGUAGCUGGGGAAGAAAGAUGGUGGUCAGGAUCCUCGGUGGCUCGAUGGCCAGAAACAGCUGGAGGCACAACCCGCUGCCUUCCAGCCCUGCCAAAAACACGAGGUGUUAGUGCGGAACACCCUCCUCAUUGAAGAUUGGGCUUUAUUUUGGGUGGCAUAGAGGUUGACGUGCCUCUGGAGCUCCUUGAUGAAGGGUUCUCCAAAAAGUAGCCCUUUGGCUAACUGUACCAGUUCCUUGGAACCCAACUCUGAUUAAUUUGGCGUCCAUGCGCAUGAGGACCGCCUUCCUCCGCUCUGCACAAUGCUACGUUAGAGUUGCCCAGCAGGCAAACUGAGCGUAAUGCCCAAUCUCUUACGGCUGCAGCGUCCAGGGGGGGAGCCCUGGGAAACAGCCUCGUCCGCCAUGGUAAGGAUCCGUGUCAGCGGCCCCAAGAUGUCAAGCGCCUUAUCUUGUGCCAGGCGGAGAUUGCGUUCGAUCUCCUUCUUGGGAUCGCGCCCGGUACGGGUCAAAUAGGUGGAGACCAUCGUGUCGAACUCAGGAGUCAUAGCGACCUUGUCUGGCAAGGUGGGUCUAGGGCACUCAGCCCUGAGCCUCUUCCGCACUGCCCAGUCGAGGAGUCUGCGAACCCAAUAAUGGACGAACUGGGCCAGGUGUUCGGGUAGGGACAACUCAGGAGACCUGGGGUGCCGGAUGGUGCGCGGGUCAAAUAAAGGUUCGCCUGAUGAGUCCAGGAAGACGUCCUCCCCAAGGGAGGAGUCUAGUUGUAGCGAGGCAUCUUCAUCAGCGUCCUGCCGGUACACCGAUUCCUCCGGAUCUUCCUCGCCCCAACCCCCUUCGUCCUCCUGAGGGGGAUUGAUCUGCCCGCCAUUCAUCCAGUAGGGACAGGGGUGCGGGCAGGGUGAACUCUUCCUCCUCUUCGGGCAGGUAUCGUUAGUGCGUUGGAGGUGAGGCAGUCGCCCGCUUAGGCCUCUUUGCAGGAGCCUUACCCUUCUGGGAACUCUGCUCAGGGCCUUCACCCUUCCAGUAGCGUUUGAGGGGGCGUGCCUGUUCUCUGCCCGGAGAGUCGGGAUCGGAUUCUAUUCGUGCACGCUGAGUCUCCGAUAAUCCCUAUCUUGGGACGGCCGCGGCAGUGCGUGUGAAAACGCUUUCUCCACUGAAGCGGCAACGGCUGCAUUAAUCAUAGCCUGUAGGCUCUCUUGGGUAGGAGCGUCCAUCCUGACAUUAGUGUGACCCUGGGGGUAGAAAUGACACGCUUCACCCAGUUAUACGGGAGUAAUGUAUACAGACACAAGUGUUAUAGAGGACCCCAGUAUAAAAACUCCUGUAUCAUAUUCUAGGCCAGCAGCCGUAAGGGGUCUAGGCGUGAGUAAGCGCCGGCAUAGAAAAACACUGUCAGAGCAGGCCAGAUGGAGGACACAGGCUUCACUGACCACUCCUUAGAUGGCUGCUAGAGCUGCUUCCUGUCUCAGUCUUGCCUAGUUCACAACAUUCAGUAUCUAUUCCCUCUGCAUGCAGACACUGAACUUUCAUCAUAGAUAUUCAUCUCUAUGAGGAGAUGCUGAUUAGGACAGGGCUGUGUUUGACUUGUGCUGGCUUUGCCCCUCAUAUGCCUCCUUCACAGUCUCAGCCAGUCCUGUGGGGAAGCAUUGUGAUUGGCUCAGAACAGCACUUCUGAUGAUGGCAGUAGGCAGCUUGCUGUUCUGAGGCAAACAGGAACAAAACCAGCAGCUUCAGGCUUGAAUACAAGUAAGAAUUUACUAUGUUUCGGAGGCAAGAGGGUGCCAGGGGGACUAGAUGGUGGUUUUAACACUAUAGGGUCAGAAAUAUGUUUGUGUUCCUGACCCUAUAGUGCUCCUUUAAGGUAACGUUCUAUACAGAACUAGUUAUAACAUCUAAUCCCCAGUUAAGUGUCAAAGACCCGGUCUCCCUUGACUAUAGAAACAAGAAAUCUUAGUCAUAAGUCCAAUAUUGUAUAGUAGUAGCAUAGGUGCAGGUUAUACAGUGUUGAUGUUGGACAUAGGUUAUGAAAUUGAGCCUUAGUCACAGGAGUAUAGGAAUGCACCGGGGGAGCAUUUAGAGGCUUAGUUGAGUGAAAACCAAAUAGUGUUUGUUGAAGCAAACCAGUGUAUCGUCAGCAUCUACUGACAAAGCAUGAAAAACGAUAAACAAGCAAUGCGUUUGCUUUACCUAAAUUAAAUACUAUCUUCAACAAAAUCUCAAAACUGACCAAUAUAGGCCGAUAUUUAACACUCAGUAUUAAAUGAACAAAGAACUUAUAAACAUUCUGUAAGAUUGUGUAGAAAAUUAAAAUUAAGGACUAGACAAACUAAUGAGGGCCAUGUGUGGACCGGAAUAAGUGUAACCACUAACCAAACGCACAGUGAAUUGUGAAUAGCAGCAGUGAUGGAGCUCCAAUGCAGAGUGCUCUGUGGAUCUGAAACAAAUAGAAUACAUGUAAUACCGCAUCCGAUCGCUAGGAUAUGAAUAUAAUCUAUACACUUAUAAACUCACCUGAUUGCUUCUGGGGAGCAAAACUUUAGAGUCGUGCCCGAAAGAUCAAUGGCCGUAAUGUAACUGAGGUAGAUAACCUCCCUAUGGUUUGAACAAUAAGAACUGGCAAUUAACCUGAAUAACACAAUUGAGUCCCCUACAAAGAGAAACAUGCAUAACAUCAGAAUAUACUGAUGAGGCAUGAAAAAUUAACAAGCAAGCGCUUGUUAGACCUGAAUUAAUCCCUUAAAAAUAUCAAACUUCAAAUAUAGCCCGUGCAAUAUCAAAAUUGACCAUUAGAGGUUGACAUUUAAAACCUACAGUAAUUAACUGAAACAGUGAAGUAAAACAAUUCGUAUGAAAUCAUGUGAAUCCUACUGCUCAAAUAGGGCGUUCGGUUAUAAAUAUAUGAAAGUUAACCGACCACAAGGGUUGUUCGUAAGAUAAGCGCAAACUGCACAAAAUAAUAGUUUAAGAAAUACAGCAAUUUGGUGUUCGUGCACAUGCUCCCAAAAGCCCGCUAAACCAAAGUAAGAUAGGAACAGGCUGGAAAUAGCCGAACGACAGUACUAUAGCCUAAUUGUUUGCAUAGUCUCAAGAAAUACAGAAAAACAAACAGAUGCGAAAAGAGAUUAAAGCAUAGAGCUGACCAGAAUGACGAAGAGCGCCCGCAACUGAGGUGCGACAGGCGGCUUGACUCACAGUUUUUACGAUUCAGUCAACGAAGUGAUUUAGAGCAGGUAUGGGAGUCCUGUCGAGGUUCUGGAGAGUUGGAAGACCGCAAAACAAUGUACCAGGGGUGCAGGACCAGAUAAGCGUACCCAUGAGUUGAAGGUAAGUAAAAUGGCUCUUUGCACAGACCGGAAGUCACAGUGUGCAAAUUGCCAGACUGAAUGAUAAUGGGGAGCGGUCUGGCGUCCUUAAGAAGGUAAAUCAAGCCACUCCCAUAACUACACGCUCGUGUGUGUGUGUGUAUAUAUGUAUGUGUGUAUAUAAUAUAUAGUGUGUGUGUGUUUAUAUGUAAUCUCUAUCUAUCACAUAUAUACACACCCACUUGCACCAGUCAUGGGGUGGGAUAUAUUGGGCAUAAGUGAACAAUCCAGUUCUUGAAUCUCAUGUGUUGAAAGCAGGAAAAAUGGGCAAGUGAAAAGAUCAGAGUGAUUUUGACAAAGUCAUGGCUAGACGACUGGAUCAGCUUGUCUCCAAAAUGACAAGUCUUGUUUUGGUUAUCGGCAAAAAUCAGCAUGGUUUUAUGAAGCACAGGUCAUGUCAAACUAACUAGAUUGCAUUCUAUGAAGAAGUAGAAAUAUAGAUCAGGGUGUUGCAGUGGAUGUGAUCUAUUUGGAUUUUGCCAAGGCAUUUGAUACAGUUCCACACAACAAAUAAGUGUUCACACUCAAAGAAAUCGGUCUAGAUGAAAAUGCUUGUUCUUGGGUAGAACAUUGGCUUAAAAACAGAGUACAAAGAGUUGUCAUUAAUGGUAAAUUUUCAAGCUGGACAGAGGUGGCAAGUGGUGUCCCUCAGGGUUCUGUUCUGGGACCCCUUUUAUUUAACAUAUUUAUAAAUGAUCUUAAAAAGUAUUUGAAAGUCAUGUUUCAGUUUUUGCCGAUGACACACAACUCUGUAAAUUAAUACUAUGUGAGCAAGAUAUUACCUUGCUGCAGAGGGAUUUAGAUAGACUCGGGGACUGGGAACGCAAAUGGCAGAUGAAAUUUAAUGUUGAUGCGAAGUUAUGCACUUCAGCGUAAAGAAUGCACAAGCAAUGUAUACUCUUAAUGGAAGCAAAUUCGGGAUAACACACAAAAAGGACUUGGAAAUUGUUAUCGACAACAAACUAUGCAACAAUGUGCAAUGUCAAUCCGUAGUGGCUAAGGCCAGUAAGUUAUUGUCAUGCAUGAAAAAGUGCAUUCACUCUCGGGAUGAGAAUAUCAUUUUGCCUCUUUAUAAAUCACUGGUAAGACCACAUAUUGAAUAUGCUGUGCAAUUUUGGGCACCUGUUCUAAAGGAGGAUAUUAUGGCACUAGAAAAAGUGCAGAGGUGGGCUACAAAAUUAAUAACCGGAAUGGAACAUAUCCGCUAUGAAGAAAGGUUAACAAAUGUAAACCUCUUUAGUUUAGAAAAGCAUCGCCUCAGAGGGAUAUGAUAACAUUAUACAAAUAUAUUUGGGGCCAAUACAAACCGGACUUUACAUAGGACACAAGGUCAUGCGUUUAGACUGGAAGAAUGAAGAUUUCGUCUAAGGCAAAGAAAAGUGGUUUUUUGUGUGUUUGGGGUGGGGGGGUUAACUGUAAGAACAAUAAGGAUGUGGAAUUCUCUGCCUGAAGAAGUGGUUUUAUCAGAGUCCAUAAAUAUGUUCAAAUGGCAACUAGAUGCAUACUUGCAAAAAAACAGAAUAUUCAAGGAUAUAAUUUUUCAAUGUCGGGUAAUAGCUGUUUGAUCCAAGGAUUAAUCUGACUGCCAUUCUGGGGUCAAGAAGGAAUUUUUUUUCCUAGUUUGUUGCAAGUGCUUUAAACUGGGAUUUUUUUGCUUUCUUUUGUAUCAACAGCAAAAAAACAUAUGUGAGGCUGAACUUGAUGGACGCAAGUCUCUUUUUAGCUAUGUAACUAUGUUCACCGUAUGGAGUGAUUUAGUACCUUCCAAACGUGGUGCAAUGAAGGACAACCAUAGAACCAGUGUUGGGGUCAUUGGCACCCAAGGCUCACUGAUGCACGUGGUGGGUAAAGGCUAGCCCACCUGGUUCAAUCACACAGAAGAGCUACUGUAGCUCAAAUUGCUUAAAAACGUAAUGCUGACCACAAUGGAAAAGUUUCAGAACACACAAUGCAUCAGUUUGCUGUGUAACUGCAGGCGUGAGCGCCUGUACUGGAUUAUGGAGCGUCUGUGGGAUGUGCUGGACAAACACAUCCAAGCCAUUGAGGCCCCACCUCACAACUUGCAGGAGUUAAAGGAUCUGCUGCUAAUGUCUUGGUGCCAGAUACCACAGGACAAGUUCAGAGGUCUUGAGGAGUCCAUGCAUCAGAGCUGUUUUGGCAGCACAAACAUGAUAUUAAGCAGGUGGUUGUGAUUUAGAGCAAUACUGAUCCAUGAUGGUUUUUUUUUGUUUUUUUUUCAUUCGAACAUUUCCAGAAAGAAGAUUAUUUGAUGCUCAGAUAAAAAUGAAGACAUUGUGCUUGUGAGGGUAGUCCUUGAUGAUAUAGAUGGGCGGAGAGAUUGAAUAAUUUAAUGGGAUGCAAAAUCAGUUCCACGUAAACACACAUGCUUUAUUUUUCUUUUCUUUUUUUUUCUCUCUUCUGAUUUACAGUAUUUGGACCAUUUUCUAACUUUAUUUUAUUCAUCUUCUUCUGUUAGUAUAAGUGUUAUUCAGUUUUAUUCAUUGUGCAUAGUUGUCAUAUUCAUAACUCUUUCUCUUUUUUAAAGAUAUUAUAUUCUGCUCAUUCCCUGCCUUUCUUUGUCCUUUAGUAUCUACAUAAUGAGAAAAAGAUACUUCACGGUGAUAUCAAGUCAUCAAAUGUUGUUGUUAAUGGAGACUUUGAGUCCAUUAAAAUCUGUGAUGUAGGAGUGUCUCUGCCCCUGGAUGAAAACAUGACCAGUAAGUGAUGUUAGUGUAGCACACCCAGCUUCCUAUUACAUUCUCCCUGUUAGUGUACCUUCUUCUAAGUUAUGUGAAGCUUUCUACCUACCUAAAUUUUCCUUUCUGUAUUUUUAGUGAGUGACCUUAACGCCUAUUAUAUUGGCACAGAGUCCUGGAAACCAAGGGAAGCUUUAGAAGAUGAUGGGAUUAUAACAGACAAGUCUGAUAUAUUUGCUUAUGGCCUAACUCUUUGGGAAAUGAUGACUCUGUCAAUACCUCAUGUGAACUUGCCACCAGAGGGCGAUGAUGAAGGUGAAGGCUUGGUGUGAAACACCUCAAACAUAGAGUGCAUUUCACACUUCAGAUGAUGUGUAUUGACCUGUUCCGAAACAUGUUUUAUCCCCCUUAAGGAUGGAGAAAAUUGUCCAAGUUCUGAACCAAAACCAAGAAUUUCAGCUACAUGGUUGUUCAACCAUAAUUUACAUCUUUCAUAUUAAGUGCACCUACAAAUAUUAUAUGUAGGAGAAAUAGGGCUUUCAUGUCACAUCAAAUAUUUAUACAUGACGCUUAAUUUAAUAUGAAUAAAAUUUAAAUAAUAUUAAAAUUAAGGAAUUUUGUUAUUUUCCAAGUUCUGAAUGUCAUAAUACUAUUAGCUUUUAUUUUUUAUUAAACACUUAUUUGCAUGCUGUGAUAUCCCACGAGUACAAUGGUGCCACCCAUGUACAGGUUUCAUGAUAGUUUGAAAAGUUACAGGUUUACUUAAAGAGCUUGCUUUUACACGUUGAAAUUUGCCGGAUUGGUUUGCUAAGCCUAUUUUGCGUUUGAGACCAUAUGGUAGCCCAGAAAUGGGAACUAUCCCCGUUAUGACAUUCCAUUUGCAAAAGUAGACAUUUAGGGUAUUCAUAAUAUCCAGUCUCUCUAGUAGUCCUAAACCCUUGCCAACGUUAGUGUUCAUAUUUAUUUUAUAUAUUUUAUACAAAAAUGUACUUUAACUUGUAUCAUCCUCAUUACACAUUUUAUUCCUCUAAAACAGUACCCCCUAUGAACAGGUUUAAUAAGGUUUUGGAAUGGUGCAGGGUUAAGUAUAGGGCUUUCAAAUUAAAUUUCAGCCUGGGUUGUCAUGCUGGUCCUCCAAUAUAUAAUUAAUAAAAUCAUAUCAUUUUAUAUUAAUAAUAUAUAAAUGCACUUAGAAAUACAUUUUAUAUAAUUACAGUCUAGGUGGAAAAUAUAUGAUUUUGUAUAUAAAUAUUGUGAUGUUAAUUAUAUAUUGGGAGAUUUGCCUGACAACCAAGGCAGUCCCCCUGCAACCGAUCAGUGUUAUGUGAUUUGCGGUAUUAUCCCAAUCACAUGACUCCGAAUGGCUGGAUGGCAUGAUUGGCUGCUGAGGGACUGCCUGUUGUCAGGCAGGUCCUCUGAUUGAUUGUGGUCUGAAGGGAUGGGCCUGUCUUAACAGCAUUAAACUCCUUGUUUUGUAGGAAAGCAUAGCAUGCCGUAACGCAGACCUGCACAACUUGCGGCCUGCCAAAGGAUUUCAGGUGACCCGCGAGGAACUACCGCCAGUGCAGCCACUGCGUUGUGCCGGGGAGGGUUCAAUUAGGAGUCCCAUCAGGUGGCCCAUGCACUUAGGGCCACCUGAUGGGCAUGUGUCAGCAGGGGCACGGCUGGGUGCUGUGGUGCUUUAACAGCACGACAGGCCUCUUGCUUAUCGGCAGACUGGGAGGAAGUGAGUGCUGAGAGUUACUUACUCCUAGAGACUGGAGCUGAGCAGGAGGGGUUGUGAGGAGGGGGCCAGGCCUGGAGAGACUGGAGCUGCACAGAGGGAGCAAAGAGAAGACGGGAGAGGAUGGGGUGCAGGCUAGAAGAGCCAUCAUCCUCCGCCUGGAGACAAGGGAAGCCACCCUCCAGCACCCGAAAGGUAAACUGGAGGGUGGCUAUAAAAGUUUAUAUUUUGGCCUGUGCAUCUGUAUGUCUGUCAGUGUGUUGUGUAUGCAUCUGUAUGUCCGUGUGUGUGAUAGGUGCUUAAAACCUGUCUGCAGCCUGAAGAAGCUUAGCCUAUUUAAUUUUGGUCCCUACCUAUUGCCAAGUUGUGCACGUCUACAUAUGAACAGAUUAAACUUUUUUUAUCUAUUUAAUUAUGUCCAGUAUGUAAAUGAAUAAAUUACUCCAAAUAACCUCACCUACCCGCAUACCUUUUCCUCUAAUGAUCCCAUUUAAAUCAGUCAUCUUGAAAUGACAGAGGUAGAUGAAAUGAAAUCAUGCUUUUGCUCAUGAAAAGUUUACAGAUGGUGAAAUUGGGGGCCUUUCAAGCUUCACUAUUAUGUAAACCUUAUUCUCCCUCAGGGGUAGGUGAGCUUCGGCACUUCAAAUUUUGUGGACUACAUCUCCCUAAAUGCUCUUACAACUAUAAUGCUGGAAAAGUGUCAGGACAUCUGGAGGGCCAAAGGUUGCCUACCCCUACGCUAGCUGCUAGAGAACUACCCCUGCUUCCCCUCUAUUAUGUAUAUACGUCUAAUGGAAUCUCUCAUGUUUGUACAGAUUCAUUUGAUGAAGAUGAUUUUGAUGAGGAUGCCUAUUAUGAAUCACUGGGGACCAGACCUCCAUUGAAUAUGGAGGAACUUAAUGAUUCUUAUCAAAAGGUCAUAGAGUUGUUUCUCGUAUGCACUAGUGAAGAUCCAAAGGAACGACCUUCUGCUGCACAAAUUCUUGAGUUUCUAGAAGACAAAGAAAUAGUCUCGGGAAAUAUAUAGUCGAGCCUUCGUUGAAUAGAGUUUUUUAUAACUUGUUUUUAUCUUUGUAUCCUUGUUGGACAUUUUCUUUAUAUUUGUCACUGACCUUCUUUAUGACUCUCUGCCUGUGUCUCCUAUAAGUGUGUUCAUGUUUUUGUUAUCGAUUAAAUUGUUGAAGUUACUUAUUUCAUGGUUUACUUCUGGUGAUGUGGUUGAUCAAGUUGACAAUUGGGGAUUGGUUUGUUUAGAACAUGAGUUGUGAAUUGGUAUAAAAAGCUGUUAAUGCAAAAGGUGCAAAAAAAUGUGGGUGAAAGUGAAUGCUGUCCGUAUAUAUUUAAACAGGAUGGGUUGACUAGACAAUCUUUUUGAACUGCUCUUAUUUUCUCACUAAAAUGUUUUGUGUCUGUUAUUACUAUUAUAUAUUUUAGCGGUCAAUGAAUGCUGUUCUCCAUCUAUUAACAGACUUUGCUCUAUGUAAACAUUUUGCUGUACAUUGCAAGAGUCCUGAUGUAUUUGAUGUGCAUGUUUAAUGGGAUGUCACUAAAAUAUCACUGGCCCACUACUGUAUGGUAAGCAAUCACCGGGUUGGGUUCUUGUUCACAUGGAGUCUGCAUAUUUAUUAUAAGACCUAUCAAGCUUUCUUACUUUUUGGUACUUUAAUAGACUAUUGCAGGCACCACAACUACAAUGCAAUUUUUUUUUUUUUUUUUUAGUUUUUACAUUGCCUAUAAAAUAAAAGCUUUGCCUUGCUCUGUCAUCUGGUAUUCUCAGGUGUGAUGAAUGAAGUGUGCUCACCCAAAACUGAGGCGAUCAGUGGAUUCACUGCUUCUCUAUAAAAAGCAUUCUACUGGCAGACUAUGGGGAUUGCCACACACUCCAUAGAACCUCAAUGUUGCAAUAUGAGAAGUAUUUGAUUUGAACCAGAAUAUCAACAUUCAAUGGAGGAAAAGUCUCACCACCAGACAGAUUAGAGACACAUUACUAUAUUAUGACCCUGUGUGGGUCGGUCCCAUGAAUGUAAACUAAGAAAGGAACCCUUCAGAGUUAGAAAUCAAUGUAAGGGGGGAAAAAAAGUUGCGAUGCUAUAAAAACACCUAUGUAAAAAUCAUUCCUAUAUGCACCAAAAAAUCGUAAUAAAAAAAUAAUUAUAAAG